Daldinia loculata is the source of this 810-nucleotide messenger RNA. RefSeq lists its product as uncharacterized. The record is from RefSeq and is a predicted model, not a curated record. The transcript is spliced from 2 exons. NCBI's taxonomy places the organism in Eukaryota, Fungi, Ascomycota, Sordariomycetes, Xylariales, Hypoxylaceae. The coding region runs from base 43 to 708 and encodes 221 amino acids.
AUAUUCCCCAAUCAGAAGUUUGUUUACAUCUGUUAUGCAACUAUGGUCAUCAACAUGGUUUACCUGGUCGCCAUAACCUUGGAGACCUUUCUUUUGUGCAAACCAGUUCAGUACACCUGGGACAAAAGUAUUCAAGAUGGGAAAUGUCCAGGGCAAAUGAUCUCAUUUAUCGUUACCGGUAUCACCAACCUCGCUCUUGAUAUUUUGGUAGUCUUGUUGCCAAUGCCAAUGCUAUUCCGCUUGCAUAUGUCAUUGGCAAAGAAAUUCGUAAUCGUCAUAAUGUUCGGUGUUGGCGCCGUUAUCUGGGUUGUCUCUAUAUUGCGCAUCAUCUCGCUCUUCGAACUUGACUUGGAUGAUCCGACAUAUUCCGCCACUACAGAGGUUAUUUACUCUGCCUUGGAGCCGGCUCUUGGAGUUAUCAAUGCAUGUGUCCCAAUUAUUAAGCCCGCUGUGAAUAGGCUCACUAGUCUUCGUCCGAAUCGGUGCACUAGGAAAGAAGUCAGUAUUGUGACCACAACCGGCCUAACAGCAAGUGGAGAGCGCAACGCUUAUCGUCCAACAUACGAUGGCUUCAGUGUUAAUUAUCUAUCCAUUGAAAACGCGAUUCCCCCACACAGUACUCAUGAGCUACAUCGUUUGGGUAGAAGUUUAGGGUCUGAAGAUGGCAUUACCGUUACCCGACAGUGGGAAGUGACAGUGGGAAGUUAAUCAUACCUAUAAGGAGUAAAUGUGAGUAAAAUUUGAAGCAGUUGAAGCAGUUGGAAAUGUUCUAUAUACAUAGAGUCAUUGAGAUGGUGUUUUUAAUCAUUU